This is a messenger RNA of Diuraphis noxia (Russian wheat aphid), 852 nucleotides long. RefSeq names its product putative nuclease HARBI1. The record is from RefSeq and is a predicted model, not a curated record. NCBI's taxonomy places the organism in Eukaryota, Metazoa, Arthropoda, Insecta, Hemiptera, Aphididae.
AUGUGUUGUAGGAAUGGUCUUUUUUUUUUGCUGGGUGGUGCAGAAAAUGAAGUGUGUGUUGACGCCGGUGAAAUUCCUCAAAGUGAAGAAGAUUGGAAAAAGGUAGCUCAUGAAUUUCAAGAAAAAUGGCAAUUCCCACACUGCCUCGGUGCGGUCGAUGGAAAGCAUGUUCAAAUAAAAAAACCGGCAAAUUCAGGCUCUCGGUACUUCAAUUACAAAGGUACUUUUAGCGUCGUAUUAAUGGCUGUAGUUGACGCUAAUUACGAAAUUUUAAUGGCUGAUGUGGGAAAAAAUGGAAGAAUUUCGGAUGGAGGCGUAAUUAAAAAUACAUCUUUCUACAACAGUCUUAUAAAAGGUGAACUAAACAUUCCACCUCCUGAACGCCUUCCAGGAAGCAACAAGACUGCUCCAUAUGUUUUCAUUUCGGAUGAGGCUUUUCAGUUGACGGAUAAUUUCAUGAAACCAUAUGCUUUGUCUGUGCUCAAUAAUGAAAGACGCAUUUAUAACUAUCGUCUAUCGAGAGCAAGGAGGGUCGUUGAGAAUUUUUUUGGAAUUCUAGUAUCUAGGUUCGCAGUUCUUGGAAAACCCAUCAAUCUACGACCAACAAAAGUAAAUGCCAUAGUUCUAGCUUGUUGUUAUUUACAUAAUUUUCUUAGAAGACAUUCCAGUGAUUAUGUCAACAAUCAACAUGCAACCUCUCAAAGUUCACAAGGAAUAGGAUUGGAUGGGCAUGUAUAUGGUAUGAGAAGCAGCAGCAGUUCAGCUUCUUCUACAACAGCGAAAGUACAUCGCGAUACUUUCUGUAGUUACUUCAAUAACGAAGGAAAAGUUGAAUGGCAAGAUAAAAUUUAA